Molecule: messenger RNA, 1446 nt
Organism: Penicillium riverlandense
Lineage: Eukaryota; Fungi; Ascomycota; Eurotiomycetes; Eurotiales; Aspergillaceae
Exons: 3
Coding region: 1-1446 (481 amino acids)
Source: RefSeq, a predicted model, not a curated record
AUGCUGCAAAGCAAAACAAAGUUUGUCGAUGGAGACGGAGGAGUGCUUGUGCAGGCUACAGUUGAGGGCAAGUCUUUCCCGGAGAAAAACAGAAAUCACAUACCGAAAGAAGGAACAGUCGAGGAAACAUCCAGCGCACGAGAAAGCUUGGCAAAUAUAACUUGUGUUGGAGCCGAGCUCCCGAAACUCGGCCCCAUCGAUCGAGUUUCGAUUCUCACAUCCCUCAUUUCGAAUGUCGGAGCCAAAACGAGAGAGCGGUAUUCGUAUGCACUCGAUACGUACGACAUCGCCAAUAUUCUCGACGAGAGCUUGAAUCCAGUCGUUAAGGUCAUUUGCGUGGAAGGUAGGUUUGACUUAGACAGCCUGAUAAAAAUUGGGCAAGAGCCAGAAACUUCUGCCGAUGGUGGGAUUUAUCUCCACAUUUUGUGGAAGGAAAGCGAACGGACAACUUUCUGGCUAUACAUUGGCCAAGCGUCGAAGUUCUGCGACAGAAUUCAAAAACAUAAUGAUCCCCGGUUUCGCCACAGAAAUCCGUCUCUGCAUUACAAGGUGUGGGAUUCAGCAAAGGAAAUGAAGUCAAAGUUCGUCAUUCUAGCGACCCUCACUCCGCCUGAAUGCCCCCAAACCCAGCUCAUUUUCAACCUGGGCGAGAUGUGGUUAUGCCUUGUUUUUCAAACCUUACCGGAACUUCAGAUGGGCCAGUGGUUGCCGGAAGAUGUGAAGACCCUGUGGUCUGGCCACCAUCUUAAUGUCGCGCUGCCACUAUGGCAAGGAUUCACAAACACGACGGAGAAUCAGGCCAUCAGAGAGGCAACUGGUGGAAGAAUUGCCUUUCAACAAUAUCUGUUGUCUGAGGAUUCCUUAGUUCGAGAAUGGGCAGAGCAUGCGAGAGAUGCGUUCAACGACGUUCGGAACUCGCCCAACCCCAUCAUACGAAAAUAUUGGUGGGAGCUUUACCAGCAGCGGCGCCUAAAGUCCCAGGAGACAUGGGGUACAAAAAAGGCUGACAGGGCCAAAGAGCUUCUUGCUGGGGCAAAGGCGACUGUUAAAGUUUCCCAUCACGGCGAAAUGACUGAGGUCAUGGGUGGUAUGUUCAGAUUUACUGUGGCAAGAAGCCUCGGGCUUCAUCUCCGCCACGGCGAUGAAGUCACUCUCCAAUAUCAUAUGGCGGCAACACGACACCCGCAUCCUUAUGCCAAUAAAUCACUACCUACAGACCCUGCAUGUCGUCUAGGGAUUUCUAUUCGUGGGAGGGACAUGAAUGGAGAGUUUCAACGUUGGCUGCAUACCAACGGAGAGUUAAAUGUCAGGAAAAUGAAUUCUCUUGUCGACGUUUUGGAAGGGUAUUCUCUAGGGGAAAUCAAGGAGUUCAAGAGGCGUUGGCAUGUCAACAAAAGCCGAGUUGAAGUGAACGAGAAAACAUUGCGAAGGCAUGUGUACACCUGA